Messenger RNA from Penicillium odoratum, 780 nucleotides. RefSeq lists its product as uncharacterized. Lineage: Eukaryota; Fungi; Ascomycota; Eurotiomycetes; Eurotiales; Aspergillaceae. Bases 1 to 780 code for a protein of 259 amino acids. The record is from RefSeq and is a predicted model, not a curated record. The transcript is spliced from 2 exons.
AUGGCUGAGAUUUAUAACACGGACCGCUUUGCAGAGCUCUAUUAUCCAUCCAAUACAGCCGAUCUACUGCAUCUGGGUCUCGCAGCGAGAUUCGUGGCGGCGCUUUUCGAGUCGAGUCGGGUUACUUACGCCUUUAUCGGAGGAUGGGCGGUCUAUUUGCGGGGUGGUCGCCGGCGCACCCAAGACAUCGAUAUUACAGUUGCCACUUCGAUGGACCAUUUGAGGCAGAUUUUAACUGCGGAACCCCGGUAUUUAAUUAAUCCUUCUCUCUUUAUCCUCUCCCUCUCUCGCCAGGUGCUAUGUGAGUUUUCUUUGUUGACCUCUACUAGUAUUCAUUUUCCGGCUAUUCAUGGUCGAACUUCAGUCCAAAUAUUCAUUGACACGGGUCGCAGCGUGGACGGGGAAUUCCCUCACGUCCCUGAUUUGGCGGUCAGUAUGGAUAUUGUGAUCAGUGGAAACUUGGGUACACCGGAGGAUCUUCAAUCCUCACGCGAGCACAUCAAUCCGCAUAGACCGACGCCAUUGGGAUCACCAGUCUUGGUACUAGGGUUGGUCUUUCAGAUCUAUGCAAAAUUAGAGGCAUUCUCCCGACGCGGAGAACAAGAUAGCAAGGACUUUGUGGAUUUGGAGUUUCUUUUCACACAAUAUGCGAUUCAAAUACCAGCAUUCAGAGACUGUUUUAGCAUUGAGCAGCGACAGAAUUUCUGGAUGCAAUAUGCCACCAAAUAUGCGACCUUUCCGGAACAAGUUGAGAAUAUGAGGAACCUCCUUGGGCUUUGA